Gasterosteus aculeatus aculeatus (three-spined stickleback) is the source of this 1577-nucleotide messenger RNA. Its product is annotated as galectin-9. Gene Ontology annotation, molecular function: carbohydrate binding; galactoside binding. Gene Ontology annotation, biological process: negative regulation of type II interferon production; positive regulation of gene expression; negative regulation of CD4-positive, alpha-beta T cell proliferation. Lineage: Eukaryota; Metazoa; Chordata; Actinopteri; Perciformes; Gasterosteidae. The record is from RefSeq and is a predicted model, not a curated record. Gene Ontology annotation, cellular component: cytosol; nucleus.
ACUGGAAGAAAUCGAAACUGAACUAUGCAAAAGAAGCGUAGGUAGGAAUAGUCAACCAUUUGCGUCAGAAUUGCGCCACGUUUCUACACCUCAGCUCAGCAGACGCAGUUCUACCCGGGACGAUGGCUUUAAAUCAGCAGCAACCUUUCUAUAACCCAAUAAUCCCCUUCACUGGAUCCAUCCAUGGGGGUCUGCAGGAGGGGAAGUCCAUCAGCAUCAGUGGACGAGUCAUGCCAAGAGCCGAUAGGUUCCAUGUGAACCUGCAGUGUGGUUCCGGGCCCAAAGCAGACAUUGCUCUCCACUUGAAUCCUCGGUAUGAUACCACUCCUGGUUAUGUGGUGACAAACUCUUUCCAGGCUGGCAGCUGGGGGAGUGAAGAGAGGAAGCCCAACUCCCCAUUCCCUGCUGGCUGUACCUUCAGCCUCAGCAUCACUCUGUCCCGUGAUUCCUACCAGCUGAACAUCAAUGGCUCCCACUUCAUGGAGUAUAGACACCGUAUCCCAUUUCACCGGGUGGACACCAUCGUAGUAGCUGGGAAAGUGGAAAUUUCCUCUAUUGCCUUCCAGAUUCCUAUGCCGGCGUUUGUCGCCCAGCCUGUGUUUGGCGCACAUGUAGCCUUUCCCACCAAUGCUGCCUUCCCUUCUUAUCCGGCGGCUCCACCGCAGUUUGGAUUCCCCUCGCAGCCAGGUGUCCCCUACCAGCCGGGAUUUCCCGCCCAGCCUGGAUUCCCCUCCCAGCCCGGAUUCCCCUCCCAGCCUGGAUUCCCCUCCCAGCCCGGAUUCCCCUCCCAGCCCGGAUUCCCCUCCCAGCCCGGAUUCCCAUCCCAGCCAGGAUACCCAUCUGCCAUGCCUGCUGUUCCAUAUAAGAGCCCCAUUGGGGGUGGACUUACAUCUGGAAGGACCAUCACUAUCAAGGGGAAGGUUCUCCCCAAUGCCACAAGAUUCAGUGUGAAUCUGAGCUACCCCUCUGGCAUCGCUCUGCAUUACAAUCCACGUCUAGACGAGAAUGUCGUGGUUCGAAACACCAAACAGGGCGAGCAGUGGGGCCCAGAGGAGCGUGGCGGAGGGAUGCCCUUCCACCGUGGGAAGCCUUUCCUGCUGACUAUCGGCUGUGAGAAACAGUCCUUCAGGAUUUUAAACAACGGGAUGCUGGCACACGACUUCAAGCAUCGUUUCACUCACCUCCAACGCAUCGACACCCUGGAGAUCAACGGAGACGUCAGCCUGACCUCCGUACAGUUGUAGAGAUCCAGGACCUGUGGAUGCUCUUCAUUAUCAUAUACCCAGAAUGCCGCCUAUUACAAAAACUAUUGCGUUUAUUAAUGAAUCAUUUCUACUUGACAUAUACUUUAUAUAUAAGUAAAAAUGUCUGUAUGAUUAUAUCCUGUACUCUUGCAACUGGGGAAACCCACUAACAUUUAUCAGGUGAAGCUGAAAAGUGAAUUAGUCAGUAGUACACACACUUAAUUCAGACGGCAACCAGAAGAGGUCCAACAGAAGAUUAGUCGCCAUCUAAAAAAGUGUUGAAACUAUAAUGUUUGUUAAACGUUGAAAUUAAAGUAGAAUAUUGCAACAUGU